AUGGGUGAAGCAGUGGCCGACCUGUGCCUACUUGACUCUUUGGCGAGGAAUGCUCUUUUGGAAUUUCAGCAAGCUCACCCGGUGGCUUCAUCUCCUCUUUCUACCCGUCCCCAAACCAAAUGGGAGCCUCCCCCCAUGGACUGGCUCAAAAUCAAUUUUGAUGGCGCUGUAUUCCAGGAUAGGAAUGAAGCAGGCUUAGGUGUCAUUAUCCGCAACGACCAUGGUCUAGUUAUGGCUGCACUAACACAAAUUAUUCUGCUACCCACUUCGGUGGAGAUGGUGGAAGUGUUGGCAGCAAGGAGGGCUCUCAUCUAUGCUUGGGAACUCUCCUUUGAUCACAUCAUCCUGGAAGGUGACUCGGACAUUGCCAUCCGUGCGAUGUCGAGCGAUGUUUUCUCUACUGCAAGUUUCGGCCAUAUCCUUUCAGACAUUAAGGCCCCGGCUUCUCACUUCAGGCAGGUGGUUUUUAGACACACUCGCAGGCAGGGAAACAAAGUCGCCCACAACUUAGCUAGAGCAGCUUAUAACUUUCAACCUCUAUGUACUUGGAUUGAGGAAAUUUCUGUAAUUUCUACUGCUGAUUACUUAGCAGAAAUCAUUAAUGAAUAG
Molecule: messenger RNA, 609 nt
Organism: Quercus lobata
Lineage: Eukaryota; Viridiplantae; Streptophyta; Magnoliopsida; Fagales; Fagaceae
Exons: 1
Coding region: 1-609 (202 amino acids)
Molecular function (GO): nucleic acid binding; RNA-DNA hybrid ribonuclease activity
Source: RefSeq, a predicted model, not a curated record